Messenger RNA from Prosopis cineraria, 1062 nucleotides. Its product is annotated as protein S40-5-like. The transcript has a single exon. The record is from RefSeq and is a predicted model, not a curated record. Bases 120 to 773 code for a protein of 217 amino acids. NCBI's taxonomy places the organism in Eukaryota, Viridiplantae, Streptophyta, Magnoliopsida, Fabales, Fabaceae.
UUAUGUCCAAUCCUCCAUAGCUUAUGGAUUCUUAACAUCGUCAACGGCUUUUCCUUCCUUUCUGGCUUUGUGCGGAGUGGGUGGGUCACCCCGAAACCCAACUCCGCCGUCGUUCCUACAUGGCCAAGGGUCGUAAGUUGACCUCAAGUCACCGGAGCGAACGCCUCUUGGGAAGCUACAGCUACAGCCUCCACAGCCAACCCUCCGUCGCCGCUACUGACGCAUCGGAGUUCGUUGAAGACGAUGUCUGGUCCACCGUCGACGAAAUAGACGACCGCGCAAUGAAUGCCUCUUUUGGAGAGAGGCCUCCACGUUCGGCUGCGGAGAUAAACGGCGGUGGGAUAUCGAUCAGAGGCGGCCGUCGGAUCUCCCUUAACGAUCACCGCUGCGUGGGGGGACUGUCCCUGGCAUUCGAUGAUUCGGGAAACAACGGUACGACGACGUCCACCAGGAUUCUCCACCAGUGCCACCACGGGCACGACAGCGUGGCGCCACCACGUGGACACCAUAUGGCCACGUCGGCUCCCGUGAACGUGCCGGACUGGAGCAAGAUACUCCGGUCUGACUCGACCGAAUCACUUCACGGCAUGGAUGGCGGUUUCGAGGACGAAUCGGAGAUGGUCCCUCCACAUGAGUACUUGGCGCGUGAGUACGCGCGGAGUCGGAAAAUGGCAGCGAACUCCGUUUUCGAGGGCGUGGGCCGGACGCUAAAGGGUCGGGACUUGAGAAGGGUUCGCGACGCGGUGUGGAGUCAGACCGGGUUCGAUGGGUGAGUAUGCCGGUUCAGACCGGUAUUAUAUUUGAUAAUUACAGUCGUUCUCAGUCUAAAGGACGGUUUAGUUGGGAAAAUAUAUUAUAUAGCUUUAGUUUUUUUGGGGAUUUUUGUUUCCGGGACGAUGAUUCGGUUGGGUUGACUCGAGUGAGGAGAGUCUGACUCAGAGGCGAGUGAGCCUUAGAGCAAAAAUCUGGACCUUCUAGAUUCUGAUCAAGAUCUCUCCCCUUUUUGAAUAAUUUUGUAUUCUAAUUUCUGUUUGUUUAAGCAGAUUCAGUAUUCCAUGUUUA